GUUAUAUAUUUUGUAGUACCGGAACUAUUAAACAGCUUAUUUUGCGCACACACGGAACGUUAAAACAGCGGCACCGGUAAACAUGGCAGCCUCCGCGAGGAGUUUAAUGAGAGUGUUGGCUGGGUGUCAGAGACAGAUCCUCGUCUCCAGCGCUGCAUCUUCUCUAUGUCCGUCUCAGAAUGCAGCAAGAAGUCAUUCUGUGAGGACCUACGCUGCAGCAGCCAAGGCGUCUAAGAGGGAAAGAAAAGUCGAAAAGGGGGCGGUGAAGGAAGUAAAGCAAGAAGAGAAGAAGAAAGAGAAACAGAAAAUCGACGACACGGGUCGUCAUAAGCCGUACGGCCUGACAGCCUGGGAGCCCAUCGAUGACGUGUAUGUAGCGAGACAUUAUCCCAAACCGGUGUAUGAUGCGGGUGUUGCUGUGGACAUGUUGAAGAGCUUUCCGAAGCUGGAUUUUACCCCUGAAGAUCAGCCUCUUUUUAUUAAUCUGAAGCUGGAUAUGAAACUAGAGAAAAAGAAAAAAGUGGACCCCUUUGUUAGCACGGUUCAUUUACCUCAUCCAUUUAAAGCCGAUGCGAACAAAGUCGUCGUCUUCACAGAGGAUCCAGAGGAAGCCAGAGUGGCUAUAGAGCAUGGAGCAGAUACAGUGGGAGGAGCUGAACUUAUUGAAAAGAUUUUGGAAGACGAAAUCACCGCAGAUUUUUACCUGGCUGUCCCUGACAUCGUCCCGAAGCUCCUGCCUUUAAAAAACAAACUGAGGAAGAAAUUCCCGAAGAGCAAACGAGGGUCAGUCGGGGUGAAUAUUCCUAAGAUGCUGCAGUUGUUCAAGAGCGGAUACGAGUACAUGGUGGAGAGGGAAGCCUACGUCAUCACUCAAGUCGGAACGCUGGACAUGCCAAAGGAGCACAUCCUAGAAAAUAUGCGGGUCAUAAUUCAGGACGUCGCCUCCCAUAAGCCGGCAGAAUUCGGCUCCAUAAUCGAGAGAGCCCUCACAAACAGCAUGACGAGCGAGGCUUUACGCAUCAAAUAUCAACCGUUUAUACAGCAAGAGGUGAAGGAGGCGUGAUUACAGCACCCAGUGUGUGUAUAUUUCAUUGUGUAAUGACAUGUAAUAAAGAUUCUCCGAAUAUGCAACA
Silurus meridionalis is the source of this 1133-nucleotide messenger RNA. It is a transcript of the gene mrpl1, whose product is annotated as mitochondrial ribosomal protein L1. The record is from RefSeq and is a predicted model, not a curated record. The coding region runs from base 83 to 1063 and encodes 326 amino acids. The transcript has 9 exons. NCBI's taxonomy places the organism in Eukaryota, Metazoa, Chordata, Actinopteri, Siluriformes, Siluridae.